This is a messenger RNA of Toxorhynchites rutilus septentrionalis, 4801 nucleotides long. RefSeq names its product integrin alpha-PS1 (gene mew). The transcript is spliced from 15 exons. Gene Ontology annotation, cellular component: external side of plasma membrane; integrin complex. The record is from RefSeq and is a predicted model, not a curated record. Lineage: Eukaryota; Metazoa; Arthropoda; Insecta; Diptera; Culicidae. Gene Ontology annotation, biological process: cell adhesion mediated by integrin; cell-matrix adhesion; integrin-mediated signaling pathway. The coding region runs from base 366 to 3701 and encodes 1111 amino acids. Gene Ontology annotation, molecular function: integrin binding.
AAUAUGCAAAGAGUUGACAUACAUCGCGAAUGGCAAUCUUUCAUGAUCUGAUGUCUGUGUUGGAUUGUUGACAUACAUUUGUGCAACCGUUUUUUUUUGUGUGUCUCGUUUGUGUAUCGUUAUCGAUAGUGUUUAUUUUACAAUUUGAGUUCGAACGCACUGGAUUUAAGACCUUCGUAGUCGGUAGAUCGUGUGUGUUGUGAGUGUAUUGUUUAUAUUUAAUGCCAAGAAGUGAAUCUUAUUGAGUGUGCAAGUAGCAACAAUAGCAAAAAUGUGCCAAAUAUCACAAAAAUAGCACAUCGAAAUAUUGUGAGCAUUUCAAUUGAAUUAUUCGCCGAAUAGUGAACGAAAAUUUGAGCAACACGAUGAAGUGCUGUAUCUGUCCGAUGCCACUUGUGGCCGCUCUGACGGUGAUAUCGAUUUCCGCCGUUCUGUGCUUCAACUUUGAAACGCGACUUCCCAUCGUCAAAUACGGAAUGACCAACACCUAUUUUGGAUACUCAGUAGCUGCCCAUACCGAAAGGCUGCGCAACGGGGACAAGAAAAGCUGGGUACUGGUCGGUGCACCUCUUGGUCAGAACCUUCAACCGGCAACUAAUCGAUCCGGGGCGCUUUUCAAGUGCCCGAUCACCCAACUGAGCAACGACUGUGAGCAAGUCAAGACAGACGGACGGAGAAAACCUUCUGGUAUUUAUGAAAGUGACGACGAAGAUGACGAUGACCUAGCCCCUCCGGGGUACGAUGAGCUCAAGUCCAACCAAUGGCUGGGCGUUACCGUGAAGUCUGGUGGCAAAGAAAACAAGAUUUUCGUCUGUGCCCAUCGCUACAUGAAGAUCCACGAGCGUAGGAAAGCAACCGAGAACGGACUCCAUCUGGGACAAGGUCUGUGUUACGUUCUGAACAAUGAUUUCUCGUUUGGAUUCGCGGUGGAAGUUUGUCUUGGGCGCUCCAUCGAAAGAGAACACGAGCAGUAUGCGUUCUGUCAGGCCGGCACCUCGGGGAUGGUCCUCGAUGAUGGUACCGCCAUCAUUGGAACACCGGGGGUUAUGACCUGGAAGGGUACCGUGUUCGCGGUCGAAGUUGAUGGCGAGUUCCUGUCUCGAGACAAAACACAGUACUAUGGGCCUCACGAUAAUGCAGACUCUCCUGUGCCCAACUACAGCUAUUUAGGCAUGGCUGUCACAGGUGGCAGAUAUUUCGGGGACUAUAUGUCCUAUGCGGGCGGUGCCCCGCGAUCUCGCGGGAGUGGACAAGUGGUCAUAUUCUCGAACAAAAACAAACGGAAUCCCAUCUUCAAAGAAAAAGAACUACGCGGGGAACAGUUCGGUUCCAGCUUUGGCUACGAACUAUCCACGGCUGACGUGAAUGGUGAUCACAUGCCGGACUUACUAGUGGCCGCUCCCUUCUAUUUCUCUAAGUCCGAAGGAGGUGCUGUUUACGUGUAUCAAAAUGUGAACAAUAAUUUCACCGAGAAUUAUACUACAAAAUUGACGGGGAAACUUGAGUCUCGAUUCGGUUUAGCCAUUGCCAACCUCGGUGACAUUAACAAAGAUGGGUGUGAAGAUAUCGCUAUUGGUGCUCCCUACGAAGGGAAAGGAGUUGUGUACAUAUAUCUAGGAUCGCCGAACGGUCUCUCGAGCAAACCUUCGCAGAUUAUAACAUCCUCUUCGCUUGGACUUAAUGUACCAGCAUUGAACACCUUUGGGAGUUCAUUGUCAGGUGGCGUUGAUCUCGAUAACAAUACAUAUCCGGACCUAGUUAUUGGUGCGUAUGAUUCGGCUGCCGUAACGACACUUUUGGCACGGCCAAUUACCAACAUAAAAACCUCAGUCAUCUCCGAUGAACUUAAAAAUAUUGAUCCAACGAAACCCGGCUGUGCGGCUGAUCCUGGCGCAAAUGCCACAUGCUUCUCCUUUCGAGCUUGCUGUUCGAUAGACCCAUACGAAGAAUCCGGACAUUCCAGCAGCCAAUCGCAGCAUUUGAAUUUGGUUUACACCAUCGAAGCGGAAACCUACAAUAAUCUGAAAAGAUUCUCACGUGUGUAUUUCGGACCGGACGCACGAAAUCGAUCCAACAUUCUUCGCAAACAAAUCCGUGUGAUCACCGAUGGACGCCAGGAAUGUCGGGAGGAAAUAGUGUACAUAAAAGACAACACACGCGACAUUCAAAAUCCGAUUCGAUUCCGAUUGAACUAUACGAUUCUCGAUAAUACUCUGCCGGUUUCCGCGCUGCAUAUGCUGGAUCCCAUCCUGGAUCAGACGCAAGCGGAUAGGACAUUCGAGGCCACAUUCCAGAAAGACUGUGGAAAUGAUGGCAUUUGCCAAUCGAAGGUGGAAGUAAACGCUAGGCUGUCCCUAGAGAAGCAAGAUGAUACCUCAUAUUCGUUGGUGCUGGGACGCGAUCGUGGUAUCCAACUCAAUGUGAGCGUUGUCAACUUGGCUGACUCAGCGUACGAAACCCAUCUGUUUGUGAAACACGAUCCGAGCAUUUCAUACAGUGGAACAAAGAGUCUUUACACAUGCACCCAGUUCAAUGCUACCGUGGUGGAUUGCUCGCUCGGUAAUCCGAUGCGACGAAAUACCGAGGCGAAACUUUCGCUGCGCUUUGAUCCCCAGCGUGUGGACGACCUGGUGUCGAAACUCUCCUUCCAGGUGUUUGUCAACACGACUUCCACGCUACUCGAGGGUACCAAGCAUAGCACAACGCUCGGGGUGAAUGUGAUCAAACGCGCCAAGAUCAGCAUUUCCGGUGCCGCCCAUCCAGAACAAACAUUCUAUGGAGGAGAAGUUAAAGGAGAAAGUGCAAUGGAAACUGUUGAAGACAUUGGCACAGCAGUUCAACAUAUUUAUCAGAUUUACAACGACGGUCCUUGGCGGGCACCAAAGGUGCAGGUUAAUAUUCAAUGGCCACAUCAGGUUGCAAAUGACAAGCCACAAGGAAAAUGGCUUCUCUACCUCAUCGAUACACCCUCUGUGGACGCAACAAAUGGAGGUGAUUGCGUUGUGGAUCCCCACUCGGCAAUCAAUCCACUUGGUCUGAAAAAGACAUCCAUACUGAACGAACUGAUGCAGAUGGAUAGCUACACGCAGAGAGCACACAACAAGUCGUUCACAUUCGCGGUAGAGAAAUCAGAACGGGUAUCGUUUGCUAAGCAAACAUCCUUCUCGUCGUCCGAUGGAACCUUGAAUCGGGUGCGACGUGAUCGGUCAAUGGUCAUCCGCGCAGAAAGACUCACGGAUAAGGACGGCAAACAAACCGACAUCGUGCACAUGGACUGUAAACGAAACACCGCCAAAUGUAUUUCGAUCGUUUGCAAUAUAUACGAUGUGCAACCGAAGGCCCAAGUGCUGAUCAAUGUCACUGCCAGACUGUGGAACUCUACUUUGGUGUCCGACUAUCCAAAGGUGGAUCUAGUGAAGAUAGCAUCGACUGCCAAGAUCAAAGUGUUCGAAGUGCAGCAGGACCAUGCUUUCGACUCGGUGAUGGUCGAAACGCUAGCAUACCCUGAACUGCUUGAUCAAGCGGGUGAUGGAUCUAUACCUAUAUGGAUUAUCAUAAUAGCCAUCGUUGGUGGUCUGCUCGCUCUGGCACUGCUCACUUAUAUCCUCUGGAAGUGUGGCUUCUUCAAAAGACGAAGACCUGAUCCAACGUUGAGUGGCAAUUUGGAGAAAAACAGUGAAAGUAAACCAUUUAUCUCCUAAUCAAUACGGUCUAACACGUGCGAAGUAUACUUAAAAAGUGAUAUGCUUUAAGUUAUAUGCAGAUUGUAAAUUUUUACCAUCCAUUAGUUCGGUAAUGUGAAAUUGUAGUGCUGCUACAGCACCAGUAAACAAUUGUUGGGUCUGGAAUGAUUAUUUGAGACAAGUCAGGAACUGAAAGUCUUCACCUUUUUGAAAAGAAUCAUACUUCUAAUCAUUGAUGUAAGUGCGAAUUGUUCUUCAGCCGAAAACCUUCGCAACCAGGAAAUUGGAACGUCAGAAAAAAAAGAAACACAAAGACUGAAACUAAUUUCCCAAGUGGAUUUCGUCAUGCCACUGUCACACGAAUUACCAACGUGAGUUGUACGUGAAUGCACACUUUAAACUCAUCCGAAUUAUAUCUACCUAAAUCAGGUUUAACCUUCGUAAUCAAGUACGAAGAACGCAAAAUACUGCCUACAUUUUUCUCAUACUUAAUCGAGGAAAGCUUCAUUUCAAAUUACCACAUCUAAACAUUGAGAAAAAAAAGUUACUUUAAAGGUGCAUUACAGGAACUUUGCCCGGUCCAGUUCAGUUCUUCCGUGAAGUCAACAGGUACUUCACAACUAACUGCUAGAAUAGGAUUCAAAUUGUAGUUGAUAGAAAACAGGUUAGCGCAAUAUAGAAUUCGUCAUGAAGAGGGGGAAUAAAACACGAAAAAUGUCUCGAAGAUAGUAUUAUAGAUCAGCAGUCGGUAUCCAGUUGGUUUGAUAAUCACAGAAAUAAAUAAAUAAAAAAUCUUGCCUUUUCAAAGUGCCAUUAAUAUACACUAUGAUGACUGUAACAUUAUUACAAUGACUGUUAACAUAUUGUAAUGUCAAACGAAUUUCAGUGUCAGCAUAGAUUUGGGAAGAAUAUGAAGCGUUUUUAUGUGCUCUGUUUUAAGUGUCUUGGUACUAUACACGUGUAAGAGUUAGCAAUAAAUUUCAUUGUAGUUAUUUAUAACUGAAUUACAUUUUGUUGUACAUUGUAGGAAAAUAUCGUUCAAUGUUUCUUAGACGGUUUUUGAUGUAAGAUUAUUUGUAAAUUUAUGAUUACAACAAUCUAGGAAUAAAAUAAUUAUA